Molecule: messenger RNA, 1487 nt
Organism: Gaeumannomyces tritici R3-111a-1
Lineage: Eukaryota; Fungi; Ascomycota; Sordariomycetes; Magnaporthales; Magnaporthaceae
Exons: 1
Coding region: 267-617 (116 amino acids)
Source: RefSeq, a predicted model, not a curated record
UCGCGGACGACCUUGUUGGCGACAAAAGGAAAUCAAGGAAAUUAAAAAGAGGUAGAAAGAAUGAGAGGCGACUGGGCAAGAGAUUGGCGCGUGGACCGAGAGGGAUUUGUUUGUCGCUGCCCGGAGGCGUUGAGGCCGGAGGUUGAAGGUUUGGAAAAGAAGGAGUCUGGGGGGAUCGGGCGGGCGAAAAAUUCGGGUGCGGUUGGAAUUUGAGAGUGAUCGGGGUCGGGGUGGUUGCUGCACACGGGGAAGGUGGAGAAAGGAGGAUGGGAAGGAAAGAGGGCGAGGACUCUGUCGUGGUCGGGGCGGUGGGCGGUAAAAACUCAGGGACGGCCUCAGGACCUGGGGGGCUACCCGAGGACGGGGGCAAGCGAGGAUGGGAUGGAGGAGGACAAGAGGAGGAGCACCGACGGCGCGCGCGGCCAGGCCCAAGCAUUGACGUGAGCGGCAGGCGGGCUGAUGAUGCCGGCGAGUGCGAGAGUGGACAGGCCUGGCACUUGGCCCCGCUGGGGCAGCCCGCCCGGCCCCUUUGGCGCCACUGUGCCAAACGGCGACGACCAGAGACGGCCAGAAGACGGCAGCUGCUGCUGGAACCGACGCCGUCGAGGGGGGGUUGAAUGUUUUUUUUUUCUAAUUGUCGGUUCGUCCGUCUAUCUGCCUCGUCGCGUCGCCGUCCUCUUUUUGUCAUGCUUUCCCAACCCAAAGCCUCGCCGCGAGGUUGAGCCAACCUAGGAAAACCAAAAUGGAGGCUUGCGCGAUUCCCACACGCGCGGCGCCGUCUGAGACGGCCGACAGCUCCGGCUGGGCCCACACGACACGGUACAAAAGCAGCUCCCCAAAACAGCGUCAGGCAAUCUUCCGACGCGACCGUCAAUCCUCGCCAAGAACCCGCCGGUCGGACCACCACCACCGCCACCACAUUUAUUUCCGUGUGUCUCCUUUGUUUUGUGAUGCCACAUCACUCUUGCCCCAGGGGCACAUCUUGAAAUGCCACAUGUAAGAAUAUUUUCCAGAUAAGAAAAAAAAAAAAGAAGUAAUAAAAAAGCAAAUGAGAAUUCAUCAUCCCCAUCCUCCGUCUCUCCUGGCCAGGGUGCGGUCGCGAGGGAUCGAGGGCGGUGCGGCUGCUGAUGCUGCGGUCGGGCGCAUUCCGUCGGCUAGCCGCCACCCCUUGUCUUGCCCAUUCUCAGUCGAAGCAGCAACGCCCGCCGGGCCAACCAACAGCCACGGCCAAAUGCACACCACCAAAAAAAGGAGAGCAGAUCCCAAAUCCAAUCGAGAACGGGGCAGCUGGUGGUCAGAGGGGGCAAAAAGGAGCGACGCUCAACUGCGCGGCAUGCAGCCUUGGUUUCAUUUUGUUAGUUCCCUCUGCUCUGCGCGCGCGUGCGAGCGCUGAGGCGGGGGCACAGUCGCGGCGGGAGUCGUCGUGUCCCCCAAAGAGCAAACGGCCGUCUUGAAACCCGGGCGGGGAGUCCUCGGGUCUUCCGGAA